This is a messenger RNA of Toxotes jaculatrix (banded archerfish), 1131 nucleotides long. It is a transcript of the gene vsx1, whose product is annotated as visual system homeobox 1 homolog, chx10-like. The transcript has 5 exons. Bases 1 to 1131 code for a protein of 376 amino acids. Gene Ontology annotation, biological process: regulation of DNA-templated transcription. Lineage: Eukaryota; Metazoa; Chordata; Actinopteri; Toxotidae. The record is from RefSeq and is a predicted model, not a curated record. Gene Ontology annotation, cellular component: nucleus. Gene Ontology annotation, molecular function: transcription cis-regulatory region binding; DNA-binding transcription factor activity, RNA polymerase II-specific.
AUGAGCAGCAUGACGGCCCGGGACGAGCUCGGAGAGGAGAAGCCCAAAGUGAAGAUGCUAUCUCCGGGAUUUGGGAUCGAUAAAUCCCGGCUGCACGGCUCCGGGUUCCGGUCUAAAGGUUUUGCCAUCACCGACCUGUUGGGCCUGGAGUCGGACCUACAGGCGCGGCAGCAGCCCGGAGGCGCCCCCGGUUCGGGCCUCUCUGCGGCGGGCUCCGGGACCGAGCCGCAGGGACCCGGCGGCGGCCUCGGCGGGUUCUCUUUCCCGGGAGGGUCGCUGCCUCUCGGCCUCGGCUUCCUGUGCAGCCUGGCGGCCCAGCAGCCCGCCGGGGCGCCCUGCUUCCUGCCCGGACACCUGCCGCUGCUGCAGGCCCGGGCCGACAGCCACUACCUGCAGAACCUGGAGGCCCAGAGGGACGCCUACUCCGAUGAAGAAUGUCUCUCUGACCGAAACGACGCCAAAACGUCCGGAAACUCUCAGAAGAGAAAGAAGAGGAGACACAGGACGGUGUUCACGUCCCACCAGCUGGAGGAGCUGGAGAAAGCUUUUCAUGAAGCUCACUACCCCGACGUCUACGCCCGAGAGAUGCUCGCCAUGAAGACGGAGCUGCCCGAGGACAGAAUACAGGUCUGGUUUCAGAACCGACGGGCGAAGUGGCGUAAGCGUGAGAAGUGCUGGGGUCGCAGCAGCGUCAUGGCGGAGUACGGCCUCUACGGGGCGAUGGUGCGACACUCCAUCCCGCUGCCCGAGUCCAUCCUCAACUCCGCCAAGAACGGCAUGAUGGGAUCCUGCGCCCCCUGGCUGCUCGGUGAGCCGCAUGCACGAAUGCACAAAAAGUCUUUAGAAAUGGCCAAAAAAUGUUCCAGCCCUCCGGAGUCCGACUCCACUCGCUCCAACACCUUCUGUGACGUCUCCGAGCAACGGGGUGGUGGCGAGGCCCGGGAAGUAGAGCACGAGGCGAGGGAGGAGGAGGACGAGAUGGAGGAGGAGGAGGAAGAGAUGGAGGAGGAGGUGGCCAUCGACCUGUCCAGCUCCUCCAAACAGCAGCAGCAGCAGCAGCAGGAGGAGGGCGUGAGGUCGUCCUCCUCGCCUCGGCGGAAGAGCAGCGGCGAGUUGGACGAACACAGCUGA